Messenger RNA from Schistosoma intercalatum, 2484 nucleotides. NCBI's taxonomy places the organism in Eukaryota, Metazoa, Platyhelminthes, Trematoda, Strigeidida, Schistosomatidae. The record is from the annotation of a GenBank genome assembly.
AUGGAAGUCUUCAUGGAUCAUUCCAACCGCUCGUCAAACUCUGUUAACCAUCAAACAAAGAAAGAACGCAGUGUGCAUGGGAAACCGGAGUGGCAGAAAAGUGCAAUCAGAACUUGUGGGUACUGGUCAGAGCAGUUAAGCUCCAAAGGCAAGAUAUACUUUUACAACUGCAUGACUGAAGUUUCUCAAUGGCAAAAGCCUCCUGAGUGGGAUUUACCUGAAAUGAACAGGAGAGACCUACUUAAGUUGCUCAGUGAGCGUAAACACACUGAAGAAAACAAUCUGAAAAGAUCACAUAGUAUCUCUGAAAGUGAACCUGGUACAAUUAAAGAUGAGCGCUCACAUCUAUCUAAUGAAUUAAAACGCACAAAGUAUUCGGUUAAUGCGGAGAUUCGGCGUCCAGGUUCAUCACAUCUUGGCACUAAUAUAUCCAACCAUAUCGCUGAUGUAGGUCAUACCACAGGAAUUUCCCACAAUGACGGAAAAAACCAUGUUAGCCGUCCUGUGGCUCAUGAUUGUCGGUACGAUCCAUUGAGGAAAACAAAGCUAAAUCAUCUCCCACCCAGGACCUUCACAACAGAUGAUAUGGAAAUAUCUCCAAAUAGCUCCCCAUUGUCAGAUGGGAGCUCUACAAAAUUCCCGCCUAAUAGACAGUUCUCUCCCCAGAAGUCCAAUAUGAGCUUUUGUUCACCAGGUACCCUCAGCUUACAGCGUCCCAGGGACUGCAAAUCUAAAGCAGCAGUAGUCCCGUGCCGUGAAAUUGGCCAGAAUCCAGAAAAAUCUACAUUGCAUCAAUUAGUGGAUGCUAUCCGAGCUUCCAUAGGGGAUUUGCUCGAACAGCCACCCAAAUCCUUGUCCUGCGCCUCUGAAAAACCUAUCAAUGGUUCAGUUUAUGAAUCAUGCAAAGCGUCAGUUCCUUCAGAAAACAGUCAGAUGACCACUAACCAGCUUUCUCCAAAUAUUAUCUCAAAAAGAUAUAAGCAAUCCGAUGUCCAUCUCGAUGGCCGAAUAUGUUCGCCCACAGUCUUGAAUUCCAGGCAACUGACAAAAAUGGACAGUCCUGCUGCAUAUCCCAGUUCAGUCAAUGUUGAGUCUCAGAAUUGUAGUGUACAUAAAGGCUCCUCAUAUGAUCAUGGUCAGGGUUACACAACUGGUAGUAAGAUACUAUAUUCGAUGGGUGAUCCAAGACGCACAGUAAGCUCUAGUCACAGUCCAGCAUAUCCCAAUCCCGUCACUUCUCAGGGCGGAAACCAUCGUUUCCAUUUUAACGCAACUCAUCCUGUUUGCUGUAGUGUUUCGCAUCAGAAUAGUCCAGCUGUGAUUUACAGUCCACAUAAUCCAAAUAAUACCACCACAUCUGUUUCCAGUGCAUCACAUCAAACUUGUGUCUCUCUAUCUCAUUAUGAUUUGUCGUCACGUCAAGUUGACAAGAUCAUCGAAAUUUUGGCUGAACAAGCUCACUGUCAAAGUACAACUGAGGAACACAGUUUCAACAGAAAUGUGUCACUUAGCUCUAGCAGAUUACCAGAAAAUCUAAAAGGAUCCACGUCACCUGGACAUUCCACUCGAGCAUCCAUUUCACAAACCCUUCAAACCAACCAUUCAUUGAACAGAGAUCCCGUAAAUCCUAACACUCGAUCACAACAUACCCAGUUAAAUGAUCUUGUACAGGUUUUAAAAGCAGCUCUACAUCACCAUACUUCCAACCAUAUGUCUGGAGAUCCUGCAACAUCCGUACAGUCCAAUAAUCGUCUCAAUACUUGUCCAGAUUCAGAUCUUCCUGUCAAUAAAAAAGGUCUUGAGAACAAAGUUAACAUCUCUACGACAACUCAUGUUAGCCCUACCUUUCCAUUACAGAGCGGGGUGUUACGAACUAGCGCUUCCAAUCGAUUGAAUACCGAUUCAUUUCUGUCCAAUAAAGGCAAUCCCGGACUAGACACAUCAGCAUCCCCUGUUCCUGCUUGUAAUUUUUCAAAUGUUAGCAAAUCCGCUAAUACAACUGGACAUACACCAGACGUCGUAGUCAAAAAGGAGAUUGCAAAUUUACCAAGUCCUACUUCUGUUUCCCCAUCAGUUCGUUCAAGUCAUUCUACCGUUAUGGCAGUUGACGUCACAACUAAAAGAGGUUUCUCACCUGUUGCACUGUCGGAAAGUGGGUCUAGAUUAGAAAAGUUUACGGAUACUCUAAACAGCUUCGAGAUGAAGUCUUUUUUUGAUCCCAUAUUUAUUUCUAAAUAUCAAGAUGAUACUUUACAACGUCUUGAACAAGAAGCUCAAAUUGAGUCGAAAAAUUUCGAUCGACUACAGAGCGUUCUUUAUGGGGAGCUAUCAGCUGAAUCCAAAAAGUUGCGCGCGUUAGUUCGAAUAAGUGAAGCAAAACUCGCAAUUCAUAAAGAGAAACAAACAUCAUUGCAAGAGCUAAUGGACGCGAUUGAAGUGCGAAAACAUCUACCUAAUCUGUCUUUCGUAGAUGAUGUAUUGUAG